Molecule: messenger RNA, 1240 nt
Organism: Aphanomyces astaci
Lineage: Eukaryota; Oomycota; Saprolegniomycetes; Saprolegniales; Verrucalvaceae
Exons: 2
Coding region: 62-1153 (363 amino acids)
Source: RefSeq, a predicted model, not a curated record
CGGCUUUCAUUUGCCGUAAUACUGUAUUGUAUUUCGCUCUGCUCGUGCACAGCUCUCCAUCAUGCCGAAACCCAAGCGGCAACUGACCGGCGUGGCGAAGGACAAGUACAGGAUCCCCAAGGAAGAGAUCUUGUACCUCAAGCGGGUGAUCUUCGACAUGGAGAACAACCGGAGCCGCUUGCAGCAAGCCAGGGAGCAUGCGCAGUACCACGAUACCCCACUGUCGUGGACCCAUGUGGCGGCCGCCCUCAAAGCGGACAUGCUCGAUUUGUCGUACGUGAACCGAGGUCUCAAGAAGUCCAUUCAGAUGCAUACCCAGACGGCGAACUUGUUGUCAUUGUGGGUGUCGCAUCAGUCUCUCCACGCACCAAAGCCGACUACCACCCGCGAGACAUGGCAGAGCAGUCACUUGAUGCUGGGCGACCCAGCGCUCCGCAAGACAGCGUGCGAGUGGAUCUCCAAGCAAAUGGUUCACAACACCCCCCAGGCCAUGGCCGACAUUCCGUUCCCUUUCGACGCAGACGACCAGAUCCACGUGCACGUCCUCGACGACGACGACGGCGUUGUGCGCACCAAGGUCAUGGCUCAGUUCAUGCUGCCCUUUCCGCGGGACCAAGUCACGAACGCAGUAUGGACGGCCGAAGGAUCCUUCUGCGCCACCCAGCUCGACGUGUUUGACUGCAACACGUACAUUUGGGAUGCCCGGAUGACGUACGUCAAGGAAGACGUGGGCCACGGCCCCCGCCGCAUCCAGCUCAAGACACUGAGCUACCUCAGUUCAACAACGUCUGACGAAUCGAUUAUGACGCUGCGCACGAUCGUCCAGGACGACGCACACCCGACGGACAAGAAGACGUGGCUCAUGGAAACCAAGAUGUGGAUCGUCAUGGAGCAGUGGGGGCCUCAAUAUACCCGCGUGCGGACCUUCUUCACCAUGACUCAGCCUUUCACGAAGCGAGGGUUUGUAUCGGUCGAAGAGUACGCUCGUUUUCAACGGAACGUUCCCAUUGAGUACCCCGUUGAUACGAAAGCACUGCUCCGUCAAGUCAAGCAACGCAGCUACGAUGGACACAUGGAACAGCGGCGGCAGUGGAAGGAGCAUGUCCUUCGAGCGUUGUGGCACCAACAACAACAAAGCUUGCCAUCGACUUGAUCAACGUUAUGAACGUUUGUGUUAGUUUUAUUCGCCUUUAACUUCCAAAUUUGUGUCUAUGGAAUCAAUAUCGAAUCACGCUAGCGU